AUGGAAUGCCCAGCGUGGGCUCGAAUCCGCACCCCUCUGAUAGAGAAGAUCCCCGGAGCGAUGACCUGGGAAAACUGGAUGUUCACAAACCUGAGAACGGACCUCAUCCUACAAUUUGCGAAACAAUCUCAACUCUCGAAAUGGUACGAGUCGGCGGAGGCGGAGGCGGACCUGGAAGAGGGGAUGGAAGAAAAUGAUUAG
Morchella sextelata is the source of this 201-nucleotide messenger RNA. RefSeq lists its product as uncharacterized. Lineage: Eukaryota; Fungi; Ascomycota; Pezizomycetes; Pezizales; Morchellaceae. The coding region runs from base 1 to 201 and encodes 66 amino acids. The record is from RefSeq and is a predicted model, not a curated record. The transcript has a single exon.